UUCAUACCAUAUCCAAAUAGACAUUUAUAUAUCUUCUUCCUUGCAAACCCCUUUAUAAAUCGAGUUCCAAAUUGCACCAAAAACUAUGUCUCUUCCAUAUAUUGCCACGAAAAACAUCGACAACCGCUGCCCUAGAAUGAAGGACAAGAAGGUGGAGGUGCCACACACUGAAUUGCAGUUUAGAAUGAAGGACAAGAAGGUGGAGGUGCCACACACUGAAUUGCAGUUGAAAGGUAUAUUUAAAAGCUUUGACACAGACGGAGAUGGAUAUCUAAGCAGGAAAGAACUUAGAAAUGCCUUCUCUAGCCUUGGUUCGUCUGCCCCUCGCUGGCGAGCUUUUCGAGCACUUUGGCAUGCUGAUAGUAAUAAAGAUGGACGCAUCAGCGAGGCCGAGUUGGGAAAUCUUGUGACAUAUGCUUUGAAACAUGGUUAUACCCUUGAGUAAGCCUUGUUGCAUGUACUUAAAAUUAUCAAUUGUUAGUCUUAUAUAUAUAUAUAUACUCGCAUAGAAGGAAUCAUGUUUCUAAUGUAAUAGAUCUUGAAUCAUGAUGAUAUAUAUAGAUAUUUGAUACAGAUCAUGUACAUACAAUCUAUAUAAAUACAAUAUUUAUAUAAACUCAAAACCUUGGUUUUCG
Messenger RNA from Juglans regia (Persian walnut), 635 nucleotides. RefSeq names its product probable calcium-binding protein CML26. The coding region runs from base 86 to 445 and encodes 119 amino acids. Lineage: Eukaryota; Viridiplantae; Streptophyta; Magnoliopsida; Fagales; Juglandaceae. The transcript has a single exon. Gene Ontology annotation, molecular function: calcium ion binding. The record is from RefSeq and is a predicted model, not a curated record.